Molecule: messenger RNA, 570 nt
Organism: Cornus florida
Lineage: Eukaryota; Viridiplantae; Streptophyta; Magnoliopsida; Cornales; Cornaceae
Product: abscisic acid receptor PYL11-like
Exons: 1
Coding region: 1-570 (189 amino acids)
Biological process (GO): abscisic acid-activated signaling pathway
Cellular component (GO): cytoplasm; nucleus
Molecular function (GO): abscisic acid binding; signaling receptor activity; protein phosphatase inhibitor activity
Source: RefSeq, a predicted model, not a curated record
AUGAACAUGUUUAAGAGUGACCAACCUCAAAUUCUUGGAUACGAAUCAAGCCAACACUACCAAGCACACACCAACAAUACACUAGCCACUGUGUUGAGCCACUUCCACGCUCAUGUUCCAUCACCGGGGCAGUCUACAUCGACCCUGGUCCAGACCAUCGACGCACCACUCCCUCGAGUGUGGUCCAUGGUCCGAUGUUUCUCCAAUCCGCAGGCCUACAAGAUGUGGAUAAGGAGAUGCACCAUGCAUGCCGGCGAUGGCGGCAUAGGAAGCGUGCGCCAGAUCGAGCUCAUGUCUGGCCUCCCGGCCACCACCAGCACGGACAGGCUCGAUUUUCUCGACGAUGACAUGCAUGUCAUGACUUUUAGGAUCAUUGGUGGUGAUCAUAGGCUUGUGAACUACCGGUCUACCACAUCCGUGCACCAAGAGGAAGGUGGUAAGACGGUGGUGGUGGAGUCCUACACGGUGGACGUUCCCGCGGGAAAUACAAAAGAAGAAACGUGCUGCUUUGUUAAUACUUAUAUUGGGUUUAACCUUAGGUCUUUGACUAGAUGCACGGCUGGGAAUUAG